Melospiza georgiana is the source of this 6237-nucleotide messenger RNA. It is a transcript of the gene INO80D, whose product is annotated as INO80 complex subunit D. The transcript is spliced from 13 exons. The record is from RefSeq and is a predicted model, not a curated record. NCBI's taxonomy places the organism in Eukaryota, Metazoa, Chordata, Aves, Passeriformes, Passerellidae. Gene Ontology annotation, cellular component: nucleus. The coding region runs from base 684 to 3779 and encodes 1031 amino acids.
UUGGCCAUUUCUCUCCCUCCUACAAAUUGACACUUUAUAAAAACCUUCUGUACUUUUUUUCCCCCUCCCUCUCUCCCUCGCUACUACCUCCAAGAUGGUAGGAAAGUUGUUGUUUUGGAGGGCAGAGGAGCCGCUCUCUGAUGUUAUGUCCUCUCAGUGCCUGUAGUGGUGCUAUAGGAGGCUGCUGGCUCUCUUCUUGAGCAGCCCCAGCAGCCCUGCCUUCUUUGCUGGAGAAUAUAUUCAGGGAUUCCCCUUAAUAAUCACCUACCCUCUGAGCACUUUGUAGUUUUAAAAUAAUAAAAGAGCCCCCAAAGCUUCCUCCUCACAAAAAGCAGGAUCUUCUCAGAGACAGGGGGGCAGCAGCUCCUCAGCACAGAGCCCGAGCACAUUCCCAGUCCCUCUGCUGGGGAGGAAACUCUGAUCUGUCAGCCCAACAGAGGGAAAGGGGGGAGAGGAGAGAGAGGAGGGAAAAAAAAGCAGCUGGAAAGGGAAAAGAACGUCUGGUAGUUGUGAAGUGAGUGCACUGGAAGACCCACCAUCGCACUUCACCCCGCACAGACAAUCUGCUUCAUCUUGGUUCAUCAUCAUUCCAAGAUAGUGGUGUCCUUGGGGCUCUCUCUUAACACUGACAUGGUACAGAAGAUUUAAAAUCAGCUGAUGUUCACAAGGAAUAGAGUCACGUGAUGUAUGAAGGCAAACACAUACACUUCUCUGAGGUUGACAAUAAGCCCUUGUGCUCGUAUAGCCCCAAACUGUGCAAGCAGAGGCGACUCAACGGCUACGCCUUCUGCAUCAGACACGUUCUGGAGGACAAGACUGCCCCCUUCAAGCAAUGUGAAUAUGUGGCCAAGUACAACAGCCAACGCUGCACCAACCCCAUCCCCAAGUCUGAGGACCGUAGGUACUGCAACAGCCACCUGCAGGUACUUGGCUUUAUACCGAAAAAGGAGAGGAAGAAAAAGAAUGAUCCCAUAGAGGAGGUAAAGGUCAGGCAUCAGAUGGAUGCUAUGGCCUUCGGUCUGACAGUGCCCACCCUGGCCUUGAAGAUGCCCAAUGGACUGGAUGGGAUGUCCCUCUCCCCUCCAGGGGCAAGGCUUCCUCUCCACUACCUGGAGGCAGAAUUAGAAGACCCCUUUGCUUUCAAUGAGGAGGAUGAUGACCUAAAGAAAGGGGCAACAGUGAAGAAAAAGUUGCAGAGCAAGUUGGCUCACAACCGGCAGCGCCAGAGAGAGACAGAGAUUUUAAAAGUUCGCCAAGAGCACUUUAGCCCCAUUCCUGCACCUUUGCAGCAGCAGCCUCUGCAGCAGCAGCAGCAGCACUCCCAUCUGCCACCUUCAUCAGCUUCGUUAAAGCCGACAGGGCUACCGCAGGGCAUAGUCUGCAAGUCACCUCAACCUCUGAACACCAGCCUACCAAUGCAGGGAGUGGCACCCACCACACACACUAUAGCACAAGCGCGGCAGUUGUCCAACAAGAGACCUCUGCCUCUCCUGCCACCCGCCAGGGCUCCUGGCACCGACCCGCCACGGACUGACCGGGUCCUCAUGAAAGCCACAGCCUUCCCUCCGCACUCGUCCUGCAUGAGCCGGCUCCAGAGACUGGUGAAACUGUGCACUCGAAAACAGCAGCUGGACACUGAUCUGUUUCCUCACUUAGGGCUGGAUUGGUCUGAAGACAGUGGAGAAGAGUUGGAGGAUUCAGAGCAAACCUCCCCUUACCAGGUUGCGUGGUCUAUCCGAGAAAGCCUCGGCUAUGAGAGACCUGAGUCCGAUGAUGACAAUGCAGAUGACAGGAGUUCCAGGGUGACCAGACUUUGCACUUACUUUCAGCAGAAGUACAAGCACCUGUGCCGCCUGGAGCGGGCAGAGUCGCGGCAGAAGAAGUGCCGGCACACGCUGCGGAAGGCGCUGCUGCAGGCGGCCAGCCGGGAGCCCGAGCGCGCGGGGCAGCUCCUGCACGAGCUCCGGAGGGCAGCGUGUGCUUGCGCCAGCACAAGCCAAGCAAGGCAGAGAGAUGCAGAACCAACAAUCUGCAGUGGGACUUCGAAGGGAGAGCAGUGCACUAACAAGGCCCUUCCAUUCACCAGGCACUGUUUUCAGCAUAUCUUAUUGAACCGUUCUCAGCAGCUCUUCUCGAGUUGCACAGCCAAGUUUGCAGAUGGUCAGCAGUGCUCUGUGCCAGUUUUUGACAUUACACAUCAAACACCUCUGUGCGAAGAGCAUGCCAAAAAAAUGGAUAAUUUCUUGAGAGGGGACAGCUCCCGUAAAGUUCAGCACCAGCAGCAGAGGAAACCCAGGAAAAAAACGAAGCCACCUGCACUUACCAAAAAACACAAGAAGAAGAGAAGGCGAGGCCCACGCCGGCCCCAGAAACCCAUUCCUCCUGCAGUGCCCCAAGGGAACCUCACCAUGCCUGCCACUGUCUCACUGCCAGUAGAGAUACCCCACAUACGGAGCCCCUCCACUCCAGAGCUCAGUGCCGAUGAGCUGCCUGAUGAUAUCGCCAAUGAAAUCACAGACAUUCCACAUGACUUGGAAUUGAAUCAGGAGGACUUCUCUGAUGUCCUGCCACGGCUGCCUGAUGACUUGCAAGAUUUUGAUUUCUUUGAAGGUAAAAAUGGAGAUCUUCUUCCAACCACAGAAGAAGCUGAAGAACUGGAACGGGCCCUGCAGGCUGUAACUUCUCUUGAGUGCCUGAGUACCAUUGGAGUACUUACACAGACAGAUGGUGUGCCAGUUCAGGAGCUGGCAGAUAGAGCGAUAGGGGUGUUCUCUACAGGUGCUGGAGCUCCAGGAAUGCAGUCCUUGAGUCGAGAGGUUAACACGGAUCUGGGGGAGCUGUUGAAUGGGCGUAUAGUACACGAUAAUUUCUCCGCUCUGGAGCUGGAUGAGAACUUGCUCCGUUCUGCUACCUUGUCCAACCCACCUACGCCCCUGGCAGGGCAGAUCCAGGGGCAGUUCUCAGCCCCAGCCAACGUUGGCCUUACUUCUGCCACUCUGAUAAGCCAGAGUGGCCUUGGGGAGAGAGCCUUCCCGGGACAGUUUCAUGGACUUCAUGAUGGCAGCCAUGCCUCCCAGAGGCCCCACCCUGCCCAGCUGCUGAGCAAGGCAGAUGACCUGAUCACCUCACGACAGCAAUACAGCAGUGACCAUUCACACUCCUCACCCCAUGGAAGCCAUUAUGAUAGUGAGCAUGUGCCGUCUCCCUACAGUGACCAUAUCACAUCCCCUCACACCACAUCCUUUUCUGGUGAUAACUUGGCAGCUACCUUCUCAGCAGAGAUGCCCAUGAUGGCACAGCACUUGCUCCCAACGCAGCUGGAUGUGCCACUUAGCGGGGUGGUCAACCCCAGAACUCACUGGGGAAAUCUUCCGGUCAAUCUUGGGGACCCCUCUCCGUUUAGCAACCUUCUUGGUGCAGAUGGACACCUCCUGUCCACCUCCCUGUCCACACCACCUACCACCUCGCACUCAGAGACCACACAGCCUGCCUUCGCCACUGUGACCCCCAACAGCUCCAGUGUGCUUCCGGGGUUACCGCAGACCAGUUUCAGUGGCAUGGGUCCUGCCUCCGCUGAACUCAUGGGCUCCACCUCCCCCAAACAACAGCUCCCUCAGUUCAGCGCAGCCUUUGGGCACCAGCUGAGCUCCCACAGUGGCAUUCCCAAGGACCUGCAGCCCAGCCACAGCUCCAUAGCUCCUCCCACGGGCUUCGCAGUGACCGGUGCCACCGCUACCAGUACCAAUAACGCAUCCGCGCCCUUCACCACCUCCAACUGAGCUUGUCUGCCUGGCUCCCUGCAGCAGAAAGCAGCUGUCAGCAACCUGCUCAGUCACAUUGAAGUGCUGUGUAUCUUAGGCUUCAGUUUCAGAGGAGAAUGCUGCUCCAGUUCUGUCAUCGAGCCAUACUGGAUUCCAUGUUUUCAAUAUGGCUAUGACACAAUUUUUCUUGGCCACAAUUCAGCCAUGGAAUUUUGUCUUCCUUGCAUUUCUGUUAGAAAAAGGUAACUGGUGAACUGUUCCAUCUGAGCUUUCAUGCAGUCACACAUGGCUUCUAUGAUACAUAUGUUGGAUAUGUUGGGGCGUGUGUAUGGAUGUCUGUGUACUGCGUGUGGACAGUGUGGAUUGAUACGCACACGCCUAUUACGCUAUUUCAGUUUGUGUAUGUGGAGAAUGUACCUGUUGGUUAUCUCCUGAUAUAUACUCAUGCAUACCUAUAUUAAAUAUGUAUAUAGAGUGUAGAUGUCCUGCAUAUACAUGUGUAUAUGUUACGAAAACUUGGUUGGCAUUUUUUUUUCUCAGUUUUUUUUUUUUGCAAAUUGCUGUCCCUUAUUACUUAUUCUCACUGAAGCUGCAUUAUAUAGAAGAAAUGGAGAAAUGUGUUAUCAAAGUUUUAUUUUAAAAAGGAGACUUUUAAUUAUCUAAAGCCAUUUGUAAUUGUCUUUUGAAUUUUUACUAGAAGGGUUGUUAUUUUAAAAAGGAAAAGAAAAAAAAGGAAACAAAAAAAAAACAAAAGCAAGCAGACAAGCCCUUAUUCCCACCCUCGUUUAGGUGAAAGAAAUGGAAACACGAGUUUCUAAGUAUUUAUUUCGUUUAGAUGUUUCUGAGGCAUACAGUAAUUACAUUCUGCCCCAUCCCCCUUUUGUCCAAUUAUAAUAAAUGAUUCAUGAUUUUCUUUUCCCCUCAUUACUUUUGUAAAUCAUUGUUCACCUCCUACAUUCAAUAGUACUGAUAUCACUAAGGAGAUUUCAUGUCCUUCUGUCCUUUUUAGGAGAAAUACCAGUGCAUCACUAUUGUGUUUCAUUUUAACAUACUUUGUGGAGGAUGGAUGUUUUUAUUGAAGAUGUCUGUAACCCGUCUAACUUAUUUAAUGUGAGAAGCCUUCAUUGGAAUCUAUCGUCUGUUUGUUUCCAACAAGUUCAAGUUUCUGCAACUGUUUUUUUCACCAACAUGUUAAAUAAUUCCCUUCUUACUUUUAUGCCUGAGGUUUUAAAAUUUGGCUUUGUUUUUUGGGAUUUUUUCCCUGUAAUUCCCAAAAAUAUUUAUCUGCAAAUGGAGCAAAACAGAUACCAGAAGCUCGACCAAUAUCCUUUUUCCAGUUCAGGGUAAAUAUAUUUAUCCUAGACUUGAUAAAAUAAGGUGGCAAAUGGACAAUCUGAAGUGCUUAGAGGGAAUGCUCUCUCUUUUUAAGGCUGUCUCCGAGAAGUUUGUGUUUGGUGUCAUUUUAAAGGUAGCUUGAUCAUGCUUUGAUAUCAGAAACAGCCUUGUAACAAAGAGCCUCAUACAGUUGUUCGGUCACUAGAGUUUAAAAUGUAAACAAGUUGCAGUGGGAAAGCAAAGGUGAGGCAGUGUAUUUUGAACCAGUGAAUUGUAGCUUGCAAAUGUACCUGAUUUUGAAGUAACUGCAUGGUAGCAAGGAUUAGCAGUCUCUUACACCCCUUCCUUCUUCCCUCUCAUAUCUGACACAUGUGUUCAGCAUACCAUACAUUGGGAAAAAUAAGCAACUUCCUCCAGCAAGGCUAAUCCACUGAAUGACUGCUUAAAGGGAACAUACAAACGGGCACUGCCGCGUCCCGUCUCAUGGUAUUAGCUGGAAGCCUGGCUAAUACGCACAAACAGCCCAGCCCAGCUCGCUUCUGUGCAUGUGUCCCUUGGGGACAGUGUGGUGAACAAGGGCUCCUUCCCUCAGGGGCCCUGGCAGCAAUGGCAACUCACACCACCUCUAGUGCUGGAGGCUCACGGACAGCAUUCCAGGGGCGGGGAGGAAAGCUUGUGUUUGUACUUUCCCUUUAAAUAGGAAAGGUUGGCUCACAUAUUCCUCAUACUUCUCAAUGAAUGUACUGUAUUACCAUUUAAAAAAAAAUCAAUUAAAUGAUAAUAGAUUGGUCUCCUUUUGUUAUCUGGUCCUUGUUUAAUUUGUUUAAGGGUUUUUGUAUACAAAAGUUUACAUUUUUAUGUAUAUUUUUCUUGUGUAAAAACUGAUGUAAUAUGUGUAUAAAACACUGUAUGUAUUAUCUGUAUAUAGUGUGACAAAAUGAUUUUCUUUCUUUCUUUUGGAUGUAUUAAUAAAUCUUGCUGUGAAGUAGCUGUGUUUACUAUGAUGAAACCCUCUUCUCCAAGCCAUUUUGCCAAGUCCAAGUGUAUGGAUAUUGCCCAGGAUGAAACCUACUCCAUGAAGUGAUUUUUUUUUCCUUUUAAAACAUAUCGUAAGUACAGUUAUUAAACUGUCCUUUGCUUA